Danio aesculapii is the source of this 1274-nucleotide messenger RNA. It is a transcript of the gene dcun1d5, whose product is annotated as DCN1, defective in cullin neddylation 1, domain containing 5 (S. cerevisiae). Gene Ontology annotation, biological process: protein neddylation; positive regulation of ubiquitin-protein transferase activity. Lineage: Eukaryota; Metazoa; Chordata; Actinopteri; Cypriniformes; Danionidae. The coding region runs from base 231 to 929 and encodes 232 amino acids. The transcript is spliced from 11 exons. The record is from RefSeq and is a predicted model, not a curated record. Gene Ontology annotation, cellular component: ubiquitin ligase complex. Gene Ontology annotation, molecular function: ubiquitin-like protein binding; cullin family protein binding; ubiquitin conjugating enzyme binding.
CCACCAGUGUGAAACUAAAGCAGCCGCAGAUUUCAGCACAAACGCAGCUGAAAUUGGUAACAAAUAAACCGAACGGGAAGAGCAAAAAGCAGCUGAUAUUUCAGGUCUGAACAGUGUGAAGUUAAGAAGAGAAGAAAUAUCCUUGGACAAAUCUUCUGCUGCUACACUUGAAUGGACUCGAUGCCCAAAGGUAUACAGUAAGACCAAACCAACUCACCCGGAGCUCCAUUAUGCCUGUGAAAAAGAAAAGAAAGUCGUCCGGUUCGGAAGAUCCUAGUAUUAGAAAAUGUAAAAUCACCAGUUACUGUAGGACACAAACUUCAGGACGCCUGGUAAACCCAGAGGAACAUUUCUCCAACAAGAAAUGCCUGGCCUGGUUUUAUGAAUAUGCAGGGACGGAUGACAUUGUCGGGCCAGAAAGCAUGGAAAAAUUCUGUGAGGACAUUGGUGUGGAGCCAGAAAAUAUUGUAAUGUUAGUUUUAGCCUGGAAACUUGAAGCAACAAAUAUGGGAUUUUUCACAAAAGAAGAGUGGCUGAAGGGAAUGACGUCACUACAUUGUGACGGCACAGAAAGAUUACAAGGCAAACUGGAUUAUAUGCGCUCUCUGCUCAAUGACCCGGUUAUAUUCAAGAGCAUCUACAGAUACGCCUUUGACUUUGCCAGGGAUAAAGAUCAGCGCAGUCUUGAUAUGGAUACCGCCAAAUCCAUGUUGGCGCUGCUGCUCGGACGGACAUGGCCUUUGUUCCCAUUGUUUCACCAGUUUCUGGAGCAGUCAAAGUAUAAAGUCAUGAACAAGGACCAGUGGUACAAUGUGUUAGAGUUCAGCCGUACGGUUAAUGCAGACCUGAGCAACUACGAUGAAGACGGAGCCUGGCCGGUGAUGCUGGAUGAGUUUGUGGAUUGGCAUAAAGUCAGAAAUGCAUUAUAGCACAAGCAGACGCAGAACGAAAGCACACGAGUUUUGUUGUUUUCAAUGGCAUACCUCUCCUGGACGCCUUUCAACACGUCCCAUGCCGAAUACGGAUCAUCACUACCCAGAGACUUUUACAGUGUUACUUUAAAAGGCACAGAGGAAUCACAAGACUAACAAAAGGGGAAUAUUUUUCAUAUGUGUUGAAUUUGUUGCAGCAGUUCUAUUGCCAGUGUUGUAUGAUUUUUCUGAAAGGGGAAACGGUCUGUUUGUAAUUUUGGUCCCUUUCUUUUCUUUUCUCCUCAAAGUUUUACUUUGUUUAUAGUGUUUUGAAAAGGACAUAAAUAAAGCAAUUGUAAAUUA